This is a messenger RNA of Eremothecium cymbalariae DBVPG#7215, 4203 nucleotides long. RefSeq names its product FG-nucleoporin NUP159 (gene NUP159). Bases 1 to 4203 code for a protein of 1400 amino acids. Gene Ontology annotation, molecular function: protein binding. The transcript has a single exon. The record is from RefSeq and is a predicted model, not a curated record. Lineage: Eukaryota; Fungi; Ascomycota; Saccharomycetes; Saccharomycetales; Saccharomycetaceae.
AUGUCUACCUUGGGUGAAGAGUUUCCUACCUCUACUUCAGAGUUCUUUGGUUUGAAGCCGCUAUUCUCGAGACAGUUGGUGUCGUCGUAUAGGGAAUCGUUACCGUAUAAGAAAUUUAACAAUUUUAGUAUUAGCAAUAAACAUAAGGUAUUUGUAGCAUGUGGAGCAAGUGAGGUUAUUGUUGGUGAUUUGGAUAACUUGAGGAGUGUGGGACAACAGAGAGAUGGUAAUGGCGAGGAAUUGACGGUUUUAAAGAGGGAGAUUUCUCCGUCUUCCGAUGAGGCAGCAGCAGCGGUUGCGGUUGUUGUUAUUGGUGUCGGGUUUUGCAAGGAUCAUAUAGUGUAUGUUCAAUCCAAUGGUGAAAUCUGGACAACUCCCAUAGUGAAUUAUGGUACGUGGUCUCGUCUGCAAGUGGAGAUUCCACCUAAUGUUGUAGGCAUGAAAUGUGCAGGACCGUCUGUUGUAGUGCAAUUGGAGGAGCUUGGCGCUUUGUUGGCAAUUAAUUUGGUAGAUAAUAGCGUGACGAAAGUGGCAACUGGGGUGUGUGAUUUUGACAUACUCGAAGAUAAGAUAUUGUAUCUACGGAAUGAUUAUAGUAUUAGCACCGUUUCAAUUCUGGACUCCACGGCCGCAGGGCCGAGCUUUCACAUUCCCGAAGAAAUGCAGGGUGAAAACACCCAGCCAUUGGCGCUUUCAUACCUAACAGAGGAUAGUGUGUUACUAGUACUUGGAGAACCUCCACUUAGUGAGGACAGUGAAGUUUCGUAUUCACAUCAGAUGUAUGUCGUUUCAUUGAGCUCCAGGCUUAUCCGUGAAAGCUUUGACAUUGCGCCUGCAUUUGGAACCGUGAAGCGGAAUCCAGUCUACUAUCACAGUACUCUUUAUGAGUUUGUGCCGAACAUCAAGGAACUGCAUAUCAUAGUAUCGUCUUGCUCGUCGGAACUGACGCUAAUAGAUGAUAAGGAGGUAAUCCAGCCUUUACAGGAUGCAGACCGUGCGGUUUUGCCCAUAAAUCAGGACACUGAUAAUGAUACUAACGCGGUCGGCUUGGCAAUUGAUGUUGCUACAAGACAAGAAAUUUUGUCCCCGUGUGGGGGCGUUGAGAUUACCUCGGAAUUACCUUUGGUCUAUGUAUUGAAUAAUCUAGGCUCAUUGGAAUGCUGGGCGAUAUUCCAUUCAGCUGCUUUGAAGAGUGGAGAACUAUCUGCAACUGUGACUUUGAAAAGAGUUUCUGAACAGCGGUGGCAUUCCACAUCAGCAGACCAGGUUACUGAAAACGAGUCUGUUAAAACUCCGUUGGUUGCAAACUCACCCUUCGAGAGUAUAUCACAAAACCAGAAUGCAGGAAACAACAGCUUUGGACAACCUCUUUUCGGCUCUCCUGGUUUUGGAAUUCAUGCUGACUCAUCUCCAUUUGCUUCAUCUAAUUUCUCUAAAAAUAUCGACAAUAGUGGUAGUGGUACCCAAACUACACCAGCAUUUGGUUCAACCGGUUUUGUUGCAACUGAAAAAAAUCCAAAUAUGUCUUCUGCAUUUAAAAACAAUCGUAAGUCUCCGUCUCCUUUUGCAGAUAUGUCUCUUGUUGAUUCUGGGGCCAAUUCAGUGUAUAAUUCAGCAAAGCCAGCUAUGAUAGAAACACCGCUUUUUGGGAAACCUGCAUUUGGUAAUGCUACACCUAGGAAGGAACAAUUUGGGUCUAAUACACUCUCAUUCACUGGAUCUGCAUUUGGUAAACCGAAAUUUACUUCCGAUCUACCAUCAACUGAAUCUGCAUUUGGUAAGCCAGUAUUUACACCUGUUGUGCCAUCUGCAGGGUCUCCAUUUGGAAAACCAUCCUUUGGAUCUAUGUUUCAGCAAAAUAACUCUCCAUUCGGCAAUAGUGCUCCAAUAUUAGAUUCUCAAUCUGGCAAGGCUUCGGAAGGUUGGAGUUCUGCUGCAGCGGGAUCAACAUUUGACAAAUCAGUAUCCUUGUCAAAUCUUACAACAGCUUCGCCGUUCAAUGAUACAGCUACUUCUAAUACACAGGUUAAACAGCUGUCCUCUACAUCAAAACCUGGAUUUGCCAAUAAUUUAGGUAGUACUGAGACUUCAAGUAGUUUUGUUUUUUCUGAAUUCACAAACAACCUCCAAGACUAUUCCUCAACCGUUGAAAAGCCGCCUUCUGACUUAGGUUCAUUAGAACAGUCAUCUGCUGAAGAUCAACCAUCUGAAGGUCAACUAUCUGAAGAACAGCAGAGUCAAGCUCUAUUCUUGGGGACUGAUAGUGAAGGCUUGGAAAUUCAUUCGACCCAAGAAGGCAAAGUGAAUACGAAUGAAGAAGAUGAAGUUAAUUCUAUUGAAGAAGACGAAGAAAAUCCGAUUAUACGAGACGAAAAGACAGAAUCUGUACUCUCCUUCACUGAUCGAAUCAAGAAGGCGGCUAAGCUUUCACCUUCUGACAUAUCUAACCCACUAAUGGCUAAACCCUCUGAAACAGUGCCUCAAACUACACCAUCGCCGUUUUUAAAGUUUAAUAAUACCUUGACACACAAUCUUACUUCAGAUGAGGUUCCUGCCUUCUCUCUAUCCAAAUGGGGCAAAAAUAAUGAAAGUACUUCGAGUGAACGGCAGUCUACAGAAGUUGAUAAAGUUGGACUUAGUGUUUCGAAUGAUAGAUCGUCGCCUGACGAUCAGGGCCGUAAACCAGACUCUGAAGAUAAAGUGGACAGUUCCAACCAUUUAAAAGGCUCGCUUCAACUGCCACCAGCUGCACGUGAAGUCGAUAAAAGUCACGGGGUAAAAGAUCCUCUGGACUGCUCAGACGAUUCUAAGGAUAAAACAGAUAAAGAGGAACCUCACAACAAUUCGAUGGAUCUUAAAGAUGAUAUCAAGCUAAUAAGUCCUAAGAAUGAUAAGGUUCAAAAAGCAAUUACGGACGGACCUCGGUCUAUAGAUCAAAAUGUUAGCUCUUCUGUAGCUGAUAAUCAAGGCCACGAGUGCAAUUCUGAAGCUCCAUCUAUUGAUGCGAAGGUUGUGAGUUCUGAUCAAGAUAAGUUCAUUAAUGCAUCAUCAGAUGAAUCUAAUGUUGAUAUAGGCAGAACGGUUCAAGAAGGAGAAUCUGAUCUUAAAGCGAACACCUCGAUUGUCCAAGAAACCCCUGCUUCUUUAAAUAAACAAGCGACUACUUCUGUGGAUCGUAUUUCUAAGAAAACUUCCGCUAACUGCAGUUCAAUUGGUAUUCAAACCUCUAAUUCUAAAACUGUUGACAUUCAAACAGCACCUUUGAAGAUGGUAGAUCAACAGAUCAAUUCUAUUCCAAAAACAGCAGAUAGCUCUAUUCAAACUGAUCCCUGCGAAUAUUUAGAUGUUGGCUUCAUGAGUUUCGAAGAUGAUCAAAGGUACCUAGAAGAUCAGUAUCCUCCUGUUCAAUUGAAGAAGUUUUAUGCCGGGGCAUCGUUGCAUCCUAUUACAUAUGUUUCGUCGGAUUAUACCAUGAGAGCAAUUGAAAAAACCUAUCAUAUGAUUAGUGCAGAAAUAUUUGUAUUGAACGAAAAUUUAACUAAUUUGGGUGAAUACAUUGCAGACCAAUCGGCCAUACCCUAUGAGAAGAGCGUUUCGUUAUUGGCCAAUAUUCCUAGUUGGAGACUAAGCGAAGCCAAGUUGCUGAGAGUUAUAAUAAAUGAUAAUCUUGGAUCCAUUAAAUCUAUUCAUGAAGACAUUAAAAAGUUAGACGCAGAUUCAAACAUGGAUUACAGUUCUUUAGAGAGGUUAGCAUACACUCUGAAGGAUUAUUAUUCGCAGCUUGAAUAUCUUAAUAAAGAAAGCGAUAAUUUAUUGCGCGAUCUUUCUUUUGCUCAAUGUAAGAUGCAGAUCACUAUUCGGUCCAAACUCGCAACGACGAAUGGACAAAUUAGAAAUUUGGUCAAACUGUUUCAAUUAUUGAAGUUAUAUACCAUCAAGAGGAACACUGAAAACGUUACAAUUGUGCGUAAGGUCAUCAACGACAAUAUCGAAAGGGGCAGCCUCCUAGAAGAAAUCCAAUCAUUGAGGCGGGACAUUUCAAGAUUGAACACUAAUGAUAGCCCUAAUCCUACUCAAACUAGCAGUGAGAUAUCAUUGAAUAGUAUCGAGAGUGCUCAGAUUGUAAAGCAUUUAUUAACCAUUAACGUUAAACAGCAACUGGGAGAUUUAUUUAAAUCCAGAUUCCUAGAUUCUAGAACCUAG